Messenger RNA from Alternaria alternata, 1671 nucleotides. RefSeq names its product SMAD/FHA domain-containing protein. Gene Ontology annotation, molecular function: mRNA binding; protein binding. The coding region runs from base 243 to 1550 and encodes 435 amino acids. The transcript has a single exon. The record is from RefSeq and is a predicted model, not a curated record. Lineage: Eukaryota; Fungi; Ascomycota; Dothideomycetes; Pleosporales; Pleosporaceae. Gene Ontology annotation, cellular component: nucleus. Gene Ontology annotation, biological process: mRNA splicing, via spliceosome; maintenance of RNA location.
CAGCUCCAAUCCUUAGCCGACUAUUGCGUGCUAGUUGCAAUCCUUUCUGCUCUUUUGUGCAAGCCCACUGCUAAUUACGGUGUAAUGGUCUAGCCGGCUAUCACCGCAGUGCAGGCGACUUGGCACAGCCCCCAGGAAGCCCGUUCACUGAAUCCACUCUGCACUAAGGAAAAAGUUGGGAUCGUCAUUGCGCCCCCAACCACGACACUGCGCCCCCACGGUUUUCACCAUCCGGCCCCAAUAUGGCGAGAGACUUGUCGCCGUACAGUGCGCGACGACUGCUUACGCAACAAUUAGUCCAAGGAAAGACUGCCUCGCCCCCAGCAGUCUCAGGCGGGAAUCGAAGUCCAAGCAGCUUCUCGAAACAUGGGUCAGAACGCGUCGGGAAAGAGCCUUCGAUAGCAUCUGGUCGCCCAUCGCGGAGUAGAUCGAGGGAGAGGAAGCCCAGGCACCUAUCCAAAGACGACGAACCAAAGGAAGCGGCCACCGAGCCCAGCGCUGUUCGCAAGCGGGAACAAUCCCCAGAACCAUACAGGAAGCCGCGAGAUUCGUCCAGAGAGAGGAGACGCGACGGCUCGAGAGAGCGGAGAAAGGACCGCUCCAAGGACAGGCGACGCGACAGGUCACGAGACAAAAGACGAGACAAAUCAGGCGACAGAAAGAAAGAUCGUUCGAAGGACAGGCGGCGCGAUCGCUCACACGACAAGGACAGAGGCGGAGACAGGCACAGGAAGCGCGAUCGCUCCAAGGACAGACACAGCCGGCGAGAUCGCUCGCGCUCCAGAGACCGACGACGAAAAGACAGGUCCAAAGAAGGCCGACGUUCACGCUCGCCUAUACCAUAUCGUUCCCGCAAACCGCGUACUCGCUCGCCCUCCGCAUCUACAUCCCCUCCGCCCAAACGUCGCCGACGUACACGCUCCCCAUCGCCUUCGCGCUCAUCUUCUCCACACAAGCGAGUUAAGAAAGCGCUACCGUCGCAAGAAAUCUCCUUUCGCGGGCUGGACGACUCCGCCCAACCACCCUCGAAAUAUGGCGGCGCACCACCUGACAAGGAGAAACCCAACUUCAAGCCUACUGGCGCGCUAGCUAAAGCUGCCAACCGCGUAGAAGGCACCAAGAUCUCCCUCAAGUACCACGAGCCACCCGAGGCGCGAAAAUCACCCGCUUCGCAACCCUGGCGUAUCUUCGUAUUCAAGGGCGAUGAUGUGGUAGAUACCAUUGAAAUAUGGCAGAAGAGUUGCUGGCUACUGGGCCGAUCACAUGAAGUCGUCGACUACGUCCUUGAGCACCCCAGCUCGAGUGGACAACAUGCAGCCAUCCAGUUCCGGUACAUACAGAAGACGAUCGAAGACGAGUUCGGCGUGAAGAGCCAACGAGGAAAGGUCAAGCCGUACAUUAUCGACCUGGAAAGCAGUAAUGGCACGGAGCUGAACGGCGAGGAUCUCGAAGCGAGUCGCUACUUUGAGCUCAGAGACAAAGACAUAAUCAAAUUUGGAGGGAGCGAGAGGGAGUACGUGGUCAUGCUGCCACAAGCAGAUGCUAAGUAGGAAAGGACAACGAAGAUGACGAACGCAGAGAACGCUAGCAUCACUGUGAUGACACAUGGUCAUGUUCCAUAGCAGUCUCUGUCUGGAAGAGAAAUAAAUACCAAAGAUAAAUUACUUAACA